AUACCUACGACAACCUCUCCUCUCCCUCCCACCCCACCGCGCGGGAAGACUUAGCCGCGCCCUUGAGCGACUCAUCCGGAAGGCCGCGGGUUCUGUUCGCGGGAGAGGCGACAGAAACAAACCACUUCUCGACGGUACACGGCGCCGUUGAUUCUGGGAAGAGGGAGGCGGCGAGACUGCUGCCGAGCAGUAAGAUUUAAUUUUCUGGGGUGUGUUAUACCCCGGGGUGUUUUGGACCCCAGUUGGGUUGAUUUUGUGUGAUACCCAGCUGAGGUGAAAAUAUCUCGGUUUGCCUGUGCACCCCGACUGGGGUAUUUAUCUGGGAUGUAUUAUACCCCGGGGUGUUUUACCCCAGUUGGGUUGAUUUUGUGAUACCCAGCUGGGGUAAAAAAACCUUAGGUCGCCUAUGCAAACAAUCUGGGGUAUUUAUUAACCCCUGGGGUGCCUUUACACCCCACCUAGAUUGCUUAGUUACUGGUGCCGGCUUAGUAUGCGCGUCACGGUCUAUUAUAGUUGAUUUUGGACUCAAAUGUAUGGGCUCAUCAUUGUGUGCACACAAUUAUACCCCGGGGUGUUUUGGACCCCAGUUGGGUUGAUUUUGUGCUACCCAGCUAGGGUAAAAAUUAGACAUGCCACGAAUAUUCGGCUACUAUUCGGUAUUCGGCCUAUUCGGCCACUUUGUUUGGUAUUCGGUAUUCGGCCGAAUAAUAGGUACUAUUCGGCCGAAUACCGAAUACCAAAUCAUGGAAAAAAAAGACCCAUAAUAUUAAUCAAGAUUUGUCUUUAUUAUCAAACUACCUUUCCGCCCGCAGAUUCGCCCGCGUGUAAUCUUGUCUGUCACAGAAAAACAAUAUCGCACGCGUAUUUGCUCACCGUUUAGACCUACCCUGGACUACGACAAACAUUUUGAAACCAAAAUCAGCUCAAUCGGCCCAGUCGUUCUCGAGUUUUAAUCAGACUAACGAACAUCAAUUCAUUUUUAUUUAUAUAGAUAGAUAGAUAGAUUACAAUACUUUAAUAAGUAAAAUUAAACAGCGGUAAGUUGUGAUGGAUAAAAACAAGCUUUUCAGCAUUUGACGGUAGCAAACGAUUACGCUUUUCAUCAUAAAUGAUAGAUACCAGCUUCAGAAAACAACCUCUCACUAUACACGCUACUCCCGGGAUAAGAAAGAUAAACUUUAGCAAAUUUCGAGAGGUUUGGGUAUUGUUUUUCAUUAGCUGACCACCACUUGUAAGGAUCAGCUUUCCGAUCUAGUCAAUUUGAUUUUAAAUAAAAAUCCAUCUCAUUUGCCACAGUAUUCUUCUCCACGUUCUCCUUAUCAUUACUAUUUCGCAUAUUAUCUUUAGCGACUUCCUCAAAGCAGUUCCAGAAACUGUCGUGUAUUUCAAGACGACACGACAGACAGUAUGCCUACCAUGAGUUUACGUUAGGUGUGCUCGCUAGCGACUGCGUAAAAAAAUGACAUUUAAAUGUAUGACAUAUUGUGCAGCGCCCCUAGCGGCUACUUUCAAGAAAUAAAAUCUUCAUAGAAUUUUUUGACGUAUUCGCUAGCGAGCUCACCUAACGUACACUCAUGGUAAGCACACAGGUCGCAACCUGUCGUAUUAUUAUUUACGCACUCGACUAGCAUGUACUUUGUGCCGAAUAUUCGGCCGCCGAAUAUUCGGCGCUUCGGCCGACAGCGUUGCCGAAUAUUCGGUAUUCGGUAUUCGGCCAAAUCACUAUUCGUGGCAACUCUAGUAAAAAUACCUUUUUAAGUGACCCCUAUAUGGUAACACAUAACAGGAAUUUUGUUUUCAUAGGGGUCACUUAAAAAUUAGGGAUUGAUGGAAAAAACGGGCAUCAAUGUCUUAAAUCGACAAAAUGCCUCGCGGCAGUUAGAUCUACAAUAACCUUUCCUCUCCCUCCCACCCCACCGCGCGGGAAGACUUAGCCGCGCCCUUGAGCGACUCAUCCGGAAGACCGCGGGUUCUGUUCGCGGGAGAGGCGACAGAAACGAACCACUUCUCGACGGUACACGGGGCCGUUGAUUCUGGGAAGAGGGAGGCGGCGAGACUGCUGCCGAGCAGUAAGAUUUAAUUUUCUGGGGUGUGUUAUACCCCGGGGUGUUUUGGACCCCAGUUGGGUUGAUUUUGUGUGAUACCCAGCUGGGGUAAAAAUACCUCGGGUUGCCUAUGCACCCCAACUGGAGCAAAAAAUUCCCCAGAAUACCCCAAUAGGUACGAAAAGUAAUAUAACAAGCUCCGUUAAGCUUUAGACUAGUCGUUCGAAUGUACAUUUUCAUUCUGUCCAUAGGCACCCUGGGGUAUUUAUUUACCCCAGUUGGGAAGCAAACGAAAAACCUAAUCGACCCUACUAGAGUUCACAGGCACACCGGGGUAUUUAUUUACCCCAGUUGGUAUUUUAUUUAGGCGACAAACGACAACUUCCGUUUGGCAUCCUUCUAACUAAGCAAUCUAAGUGGCCAAAUAAGGCUAUUCAAAUGGGGUUUGUAGUUACCCCAAACCUUAUCAAAUGUCUCUCGAUCUACCAGUAAAGGCUCAAUUUAUGAGCAACGUGACCUUAUCAAAUGACAUUAACCUAAUAAACAGUGACUUAUACAUCAUCACCCAAAGAGGAUGGUCAGAAUAAACAAUGCUUGGGGUCUGAAAUGACCCCCAUAUACUUUUAUAAAUAAAUAUACACACCACAGUAAAUAUAAAUCAAUUAGGUAUAACAAGUGUAUUUUUAUAGGAAUAUUUGCAAAUGUCUUUCAUAUUUAUUUACUCAAUAUUAUUAUACUCAAACAGUACAAUUUAAAAAUAUUUUAUACAGUUGACAUUACGACACUGAUUAGAGCCUUAUAAUACAGACAUAAUAAAUAAAUAUAAAUAAAUAAAUAUCCUUGGACAUUUUACACUGCUUAUUUUAUAAUGUUCAAAAUCCAGUGAUGAAAUUAUAUUUUUUUAUAAUAAUAUAGUGACGAUAUCAGAAAAUCUGGUAAAAGUCAACAACUCAUGAUUUUUUCAUACAUAUUUUGUCAGUGUUUAACUUCUCUACCCCAUUGAUUUCGAUAUUAAGCUUUCGGUGGGGUAAAAUAAGGUCAUAGCGUCUGGUCUGUGAGCACGUAGAAUUUUGUCCAAUGACCCCAAGCUACCCAUCCUUAUCGCUCGCGCGUAAUUAUGUUGCUAUCGCGCUCGCACACUCUCUGCGGGCGCCCGUCGCACAGUCGCGACAGCAAUAUAAUUACGCGCGAGCGAUAAGGAUGGGUAGCUAGGGGUCAUUGGACAAAAUUCUACGUGCUCACGGUCGGGGCUUUUAGUCAUAGCAGACUUAUCAACUCGGAAAGGGAUCAACACCGUAUCGCUAUCGCCUUUCGCGCGCUGUCAACCGCGAGGCGAGGCGUUUUCGUUGCGGUGCGGUUAAAAGUGUGCGUUAUGGAGUUUUGUACAAAGAAUACUGACCGCCUCGAGUUGAUACGGUUACGAUCCCUUUCCGGGUUGAUAAGUGUGCUACGUCCUUUAUAAUAAAACUAAAUAUACCCAUUUAUAUAUUAUAUAUAAUAUAUUAUAUGUAUAAUAUAUUCUUUUGACAGGUGAAAAACACUUCAGCUGUGAAUGUAGCUAAGAUUGGUAAUUUUUUAUGUUAUUUUUGUUAAUUAAUGCAUUUUCCGAGUGUGCCGUUUCUUUUGAAUGUAUACUCAUAGAAUUUGUUGUGUCUUCCAGUUUGUCAUUCAUAGAUUCGUCUUCUCCAUAUAAAGUCCUCAGGCACUGAGUUAAACUUUAGACCUAUAGUAAUGAGCAUGUUUAGUUGACAGUUUUUGCCAUAACACUGCCUUUGACAUUCCUACUGCUUUUUCAUAAGUUGUUUUUAAAAGCUGUAUGAACUAAAGCCCGGUCUGUGAGCACGUAGAAUUUUGUCCAAUGACCCCAAGCUGCCCAUCCUUAUCGCUUGCGCCCAAUUAUGUUGCUGUCGCGCUCGCACACUCACUGCGGGCGCGCGUCACACAGUCGCGACAGCAAUAUAAUUACGCGCGAGCGAUAAGGAUGGGUAGCUUGGGGUCAUUGGACAAAAUUCUACGUGUUCGCAGACCAGACUAUAGAAUGAAUGAUCAAAAUGCAUUAAAAAAUGCUGCAACUUAAUGGCGCCACUGUCUUAGCCACAAAUAAGUGACAGGACCUUACUCGCCAGUGGCGCCAACUGGUGAGUACAAAGGAAAUCCCCAUUGGAUAACUGAGAUUUUGAUUUUGACUUGAGAUUAUUUUAUAUUCCUACUUACUCUAAAAUUGCAAUGUGUUAUUAGUGAAUAUUAUAAAUAAACUCAUUUUUAUUAAUGUUUAAUAAUUCUGAGGCAAACCAAUACCAAAUAAAUUAUUAAAAUUUCAUUUUUUUACUAACGUGAUUUUUUUUUCUCUAAACUAUGAAUAGUGUCUACUAGUAAACCACCCAAUUAUUGGCACUUUAAGCAGCUACUUCACAAAACCGGUAAAAUUUACAUGUAAAAAUAUGUUUUAUCAAAGAUAAAAACAUUUAUAUUGGUCUUUUAAUCUUUGCAGAAUAUUAUAAAGUACUUAUCAUUAAUAAAUUAAAUCAUUUAUUCAAUAUAGUGUACCUUUUAAAAAAAUACCUCAAAAUACCAGUUGUUGGCAUAGCCAAACCUUUUAUUGGUAGUGAUAAUUACCUAUUAUUGGCACUGUUCUCGCAAGACUGAAAAAUAGCUGCUAGGUCUUAUGUAGAGGUUUUAAAGAGAUUCAUGAUAGAAAUAAACAAAAUAAAAUCCUUUGUUUAAAGAAAAGUAACAUUAUUUUUGUAUAGGAACAUACCAAAUCAGUUCAAACGCUUAUAUUUAAAUAUGGUUUUAAACUUUCCAUAACCACUUUUAUCAAAUCUUCUUUUCUCUUCGGAAAUCCUUUUUUGCUACUGAUUUUUAUUUUAUCCAGUCAACAAAAAGCUGUUCUUCCUCGUCAGUUAAGACUGUGAACGGACCGGUCUUAGAGCGAUGAUCAGGAUGUUUCAAUCUGAAUUGACGAGACCGUGGCACCACUUUCGAAGCCUUUCACAGGCUUAUUCCACUAAUCCCCGUCAACGGGGAUUAGUGAACUUUUUAUUCAUUAAUCCCCGCUAACGUCAAUGGAGCUUAUAAUGGGGAUUAAUGAACUAAAAAAUUCAUUAAUCCCCAUUACUUUAUUGUAUUUUUCAUUAUUCAGAAAACUACGUUAAAAAAUAAAAUACUGAUGUAAGAAUCAUGUACCUCCUAUUUAUUAUUGGAUAACAAGUCCUUAUUGAUUAUUUUUAUAAUCAAAUUAAAUUAAAUUUAAGCCUUAUUACAAAGCUAUUGAUUUACACCAUUUUUAUCUUGUUACAUUUUGGGCCAAAUUUGUAUGUAAUCGUUUCCAUCUUCUUUUAAAUGAUGAAUGAGGAAUAACGAUUCCAUAUCCAUAGUGCUUUUGGUUAAUCAGGUAAGUGUUAAUUUUUUUUAAGUAUUGUAAUCAGUCUUAAAUUUAAUUUAAUUUGAUAAUAAAAAUAUUAAGUGAGUUCUUAUCCAAUAAUAAAUAGAAGGUACCUGAUUCUUACAUUAGUAUUUUUUUUAACGUUAUAAACUCCAUUGGCGUUAACGGGGAUUAAUGAACAAAAAGUUCACUAAUCCCGUUGACGGGGAUUGUCAACGGGGAUUAGUGGAAUAAAACUUUGAAAGGCUUUGAAAGUGGCUAAAAAGAUAAUAUUUUUAUUGGCACCUUUUUAACCAAUGUUUGACACCCGUGCCAAUAAAUGGAUUUUAUAUAAUUGGCAGUGGGCCAACAUUUGGAUUGGUGUAUCCAAAACGUUAGAAAAUAUAUUAAAUGCAAUUUAAACUCAAUUUUGAGACAAACAAGGUAUAAUUUUAAAUAAACUCAAAUUAUUUUAAAUACCCUUUUAUUGGCAUGUGUGCCAAUAAAAUGGAUAAACAGAUUUUACGCAUACCAAAUGUUGGCAUACUACAAAUAAUUAAAAGUUGGCGGUUAAAUUAUAAAAUAAUGUUUUAAAAAGGCAGUUAAUAUAUUCAAUAAUAAGACAAAAUGAUUAUGUAUAAGAAAAACAAAAUAGAUUUGCAUUUUUUGAAAAGAUUAUGAUAGCUCUUACCUUAGUAAAAAACGAAUAUUUCGAUUGUUUUUUUCGCACAGGUCCCGGUUUGUCAAACAAAUGGUUGAAGCGCCGCGAUGUUUGAAAAAAUAAAAAACGUGUGUAGCCAGUUGAGUAAUAAAUGAUAUUACUCUUCAAUUUCUACUAAAAAAUAUAAGGUUUGGCUACAAAGAACCUUAAUUUUCUUAAAAAAACUGGAGCAUGCCAAUAAAUUGGUAGAGUGCCAAUGAUUGGGUGGUUUACCCUAUAAACUAUCUAAUCUAAUAGCAAACCAUGCAGAGCUAAUUUUGGAUCAAUUUUUGUGUUUGUAAAUAAAAUUCUUUACUAACAGUGUUUUUGUCACCGAUAAGUUUUCAUGUGUGCGAUAUUUUUAACUAUUUCUAUAACAUAGAACAGGGGGCGUAGUGUGAGUUUACGUCAAACGCAUUCGAUGUCAUGUCGACUGCGUAAAAAAUGUCAUUAAAUGUAUGACGGAUUGUACAGCGCCCCUAGCGGAAACUUUCAAGAACUAAAAUCUUUAUAGAUUUUUUUUGACGCACUCGAUAUCGAAUAUUUGAAGUAAACUCACACUACGCUUCCAUCAAUCUGCGGUCAUUCAAACGAACGCAACCCGCACCUGUAAGUUUAGAAUAUUUAGCUUAUUCCCAUUGUCCCCACCAGAGUUUUUCUUGGGUGGAAACUUAUUUUCGUUAUUUCCACCGGUGGGGACAGCGGGAAUAAAAAUAUAAUACAUUUUAAUUAUUUAAUUUAAUUCCCGUUAUUUCCACUGGUGGGGACAACAGGAAUAUACCAAAUAUGGUUAGUUCAGUAGCAUUAUCCUCACUGGUGGCGUUACAGCAACUCAUUCCCAAUACCACCGGGGGGACAGUGGGAAAGUAAAAUAGAUUUAGAUGAUAGCAGCGAGAUUUUUAAUGUUGUACGUCUCUGAACAUUAUACUAUUUUUUAGUAAAUUUUGCAAUGUUUUGUAACCGAGCAAUAUCAUGUAAUAUUUUAAUAUUGUUAAUGCCAUUUAAUUUAUAGAGAAUUAUACUGUUGAUAUCUUUUGUACAAAUAAAGAGGAUAUUUUAUGGUAUUAUUUGUUUUAUUUUUAGUAACCAAUAAGUUCGUAAUCUAUUAAUUAAUGAGUAUCUCUAAAUAACUACAAAUCUUUGCUAGGGGUACACUUAGUAGUUACUGUAUAAUCAAUGUAAAAAGUGCUUAUUCCCGUUGUCCCCGCUGGUGGAAUUUUUUUUUUAAUUCCCAUUGCCCCCACCGGACUGAGGAGAGGGGACAAUGGUAAUUAAAAAUAUAAUACAUUGGAGCUACCAGUGCAGUAGAGAUAACGGGAAUAAACCGCAAAAAGGAGUUGACUUCACAAAUAAUCAUUAUUUUUUGUAUGCAAAAUUAGGUAAGUAGGUAUUCCUAAUAACAUGAAAAUUAAAAUAGCCAACUUUACGACAUACCGCCUUCAAUUAAAUUUUAACUGCCAUUUUGUUAACUCGAUCCAUGAGUAUGUAAUCAAAGAAAUAGAAAAUGUUCGUGACUUUCAGCACAUUGUGUUUCAUGGUAACAUUGCACCAAAAUAACUGCUACAGUGUACAUUCCAAAUUGCCAGAAGUGUACGGUGAAAACGUGUAUUCUCAUCUCAAAUUCAAGCAUAUAAAUGCGAUUUGUAACAACAGAGUUGAUAUUUGUUCGUCGAAUAACACGAAAAUAUGCGCUAUAAGGGUAAAGGAUAAAAAAGAAGAGUUUAAAAACUUUAAGAACUCUUGUUUUUUGUUUUUGAGCAACAUGUGUGACAAUCCUGGAGAAGAGUUCCACAUCAUAGAAGAUGACACGUGCGAAGUUUACCUCGAAACUCGGCGCAUUCGACGCAGAAACUCGAAAUUGAAUACUACAUCUUCCCCUUCUAACGCCACAAAGAACGCAACAUUCCCUACCCACACCUCGCCUGCCCUCAACCUUCGCUCUGGCACCACCGUGAGCAUCCUAUACGACAUCGACACGGCCUUUGACUACCACGUGUGCCCCCUGUCUUGCCCAGAGACGUAUUCCCCUGUCUGCGUGAGCGCGAACAGAGGCGCGGGCAAGUACUUCAAGCUGCUCACGUUCGUCAACCACUGCCAGGGGGACGUGUACUACUGCAAGCACUUCGACGAAUUCGCACCGCCGCCAGAUGAGGAGGAAGAGAAUGUGAACAGUUCUCCGCUAAGCUGGUCCUACUGCGGGGCUUACAGGUACAUGCAAUUCGCUCGUUUCUCCGAGGUGCUUUCCUCCAUGGGCCACUACGGCUGGCUGGCCGGCGACGAGCGCUACUCCGCCAUCUUGGCACCUGAGCAGCGACGCCCGGGGUACGGGUAGAGAACCCACUAAGUAAUAAAAGUAAUUUAUUUAAAAAAAACUUUUUUCUUUGAUUUUAGUUUUGUGCGAUUGGGUGACGUAAGAUAC
Molecule: messenger RNA, 8528 nt
Organism: Ostrinia nubilalis (European corn borer)
Lineage: Eukaryota; Metazoa; Arthropoda; Insecta; Lepidoptera; Crambidae
Exons: 5
Coding region: 7614-8441 (275 amino acids)
Source: RefSeq, a predicted model, not a curated record